GGCUGCGAGUGGGCAGCAGGGGCGAUAGUCUCAUUGCAAUCUAGUCACGGGAUAAUAGGCUUUGUCGACGGAUGGAUUAUGAGGUAACUCUCCCUGUUUUAUAAAGGAGGAGUUCAUUUGUUUGAUAGCUGAGAGUAAGUGGAAUUCGCGUGACUGGGAGCGGAGUGGCAUUGCUCUGAGACUUCUCUACACACCUUGAGGCUGAACACUGACUAUUGGCCGAGCUAAGUCUGUGGGAUUUAAAGAGGAUCGUUUUGCGCUACUGGGAUCGCGGAGAACAAAAGAAUUGAAGACAAAUGAUUCUAAAGUGAAAACAGGAAGGUUUAUGGUGAGGCCGGGUGCAAGUGUUUAGGCAGGGGUUCCUAACAUUCAAAUGUAAAAAAAAGUCGGGGAGCAACAUAAGCAUGCAAAAGUUCCCAGGGGUGCCACGAAUAGGCUGUAAUUGGCUAUUGCCCCACCUGCACCUUAAACCAAUGCCUUAUGAGUACAAAGGCCUACGGAUAGAGAUGCUGACAGCAAGGCAGGCUACAAAGUGGAAAAAACAUGGUGGCUUGCUCCUCUUGCACCAAGCCCAGCUGUCAGUUAUCCCGUACGAUGGUUGACCAACUGGCUUUCACAGAGAUCAAUGCCCAGCGAAUUGCAGUUGUAGAAAAUUGCUUUGGCGCAUCAGGCCAGCCUUUAUCUGCCCCAGGAAGAGUUCUUGUGGGAGAAGGAAUAUUAACGAAAGAAUGCAGAAAAAAGCCCAAGCCAAGAGUUUUUUUCCUCUUCAGCGACAUCUUAGUGUAUGGAAAUAUUGUCAUAAAUAAGGUCAGAUAUAACACACAGCGUAUUCUCCCCCUUGAAGAUGUUACUGUUGAGAUACUUCCAGACAGUGUCGACAUGAGAAACCGCUGGAUGAUAAAGACCACAAAGAAAUCAUUUGUGAUUUCUGCAGCCUCCUACUCUGAAAGGAAAGAAUGGAUUUGUCAUAUAGAGGAAUGCAUCCACCAACUCCUUCAGAAGACCGGACGACAACCAUCAAAGGAACACGCAGCACCUUGGAUACCCGACAAAGCCACCGACAUUUGUAUGCGCUGUACACAAACAAACUUCACUAUGGUAAAUCGCAGGCAUCACUGUCGCAAAUGUGGCUUUGUUGUAUGUCACGAAUGCUCAAAGCACAAGUUUUUGAUUCCGGCAAUAAAAUCCAAACCAGUGAGAGUCUGCAGUUUAUGUUACAGAAAGUUGGUAUCGGAGAGAAUAGCCAUUGAAGAGGAAUUGAAAAGGCAUGAAAGACAAUUUCACGAUGCAGUACCACAGUAUGAUCCAUCCAGUGAGGACAGCGAUGAGGACCCUGAUAGGCAAGGGGCAUGGCCUUUAAAUGAAGAUUUCUAUUCUUCAACGUGGUCCGCUUUUCACACCUGAGCUUUCUACAUAAUUCUAAAUGACUUCAAUAUUAUUUAUAAUGUUUGUAUUUGUAAAACAGUACUAAGCAAUGUAUAACUAAUAACAUUACAGAAUAAUGUCAAAAUUGUGAAGUGACAAACGCCAAAACUAUUGGGUGACAACCAAUACACAGAAUUUGACAUUAGACAGUCUGAUAAUGAUAUUUUUUUGUUAGAGCCUUAACUAUAGGAAUGUGACUAUUAUGACCAUAUUUUCAUUUAUUUUCUUUUAUUUGUUAUGAUCUAAUUUCACUCUAAUUAAGAAGGGGCCCACCAAGGGCUUGUAGCGUUUUUUAUGACACCUUCCUCAUUUACAGUCACUUCAUUCCAGGCCCUUUACACGAAUGGUAUACACUUAUAUUAGUUUGACAUUAUUUAUUAUAUGUAUUAUAUAUAUAUUUAUACAUAGAGAUGCCAAACAUAUUGAAAUUAUGUCAGACCUUUUCCAUAUGGGCUUUGUUUACAGGUUUAACUUUGUAUGUUACACCCCUAGGACACCAGGCAUAGGGGUGGUCAGAAAUGAGAUUUUGUCUUAGCAUUUUUGUAUUUAGCCAUUUAGUACACAUUGAAAGAAGCCUUAUCAUAUUUGCAUAAUUGUCAGUAUUUUCGAAUUAUUUAUAAAAGGCUCAACUUUAAAGGGAUACUGUCGUGGGGAAAAAAAAAAUUUCAAAAUGAAUCAGUUAAUAGUGCUGCUCCAGCA
Molecule: messenger RNA, 2124 nt
Organism: Xenopus laevis (African clawed frog)
Lineage: Eukaryota; Metazoa; Chordata; Amphibia; Anura; Pipidae
Gene: plekhf1.S
Product: pleckstrin homology and FYVE domain containing 1 S homeolog
Exons: 3
Coding region: 544-1404 (286 amino acids)
Biological process (GO): endosome organization; positive regulation of autophagy; endosome to lysosome transport
Cellular component (GO): lysosome; early endosome
Molecular function (GO): metal ion binding; phosphatidylinositol binding
Source: RefSeq, a predicted model, not a curated record